CACAUCACAACACACACACACUAUUGUAACACAAAUAAACUCUGACGUGUGUGUGUGUGUGUGUGUGUGUAGAAUGAGCGCAGGCAGCUGGUGAAUAAGCGGUUAGAUCUGGACAUUGUGAAGGCCAGACUGAGAAAGGCACAGGAAGCAGACAGCAAGGCUCGGGAGAGAACACACAUACUGCUGACCUCAUACUGCUGACCUCAUACUGCUGACCUCAUACAGCUGGCCUCAUACUGCUGACCUCAUACUGCUGGCCUCAUACUGCUGACCUCAUACUGCUGGCCUCAUACAGCUGAUCUCAUACUGCUGUCCUCAUACUGCUGUCCUCAUACUGCUGACCUCAUACUGCUGUCCUCAUACUGCUGACCUCAUACUGCUGGCCUCAUACAGCUGAUCUCAUACUGCUGUCCUCAUACUGCUGGCCUCAUACUGCUGUCCUCAUACUGCUGACCUCAUACUGCUGUCCUCAUACUGCUGACCUCAUACUGCUGUCCUCAUACUGCUGACCUCAUACUGCUGUCCUCAUACAGCUGACCUCAUACUGCUGACCUCAUACUGCUGACCUCAUACUGCUGUCCUCAUACUGCUGAUCACAUACAGCUGACCUCAUACUGCUGACCUCAUACAGCUGACCUCAUACAGCUGAUCACAUACAGCUGAUCACAUACUGCUGUCCUCAUACUGCUGGCCUCAUACUGCUGACCUCAUACGGCUGACCUCAUACGGCUGACCCCAUACUGCUGACCUCAUACUGCUGACCUCAUACAGCUGUCCUCAUACUGCUGUCCUCAUACUGCUUACCACAGAUUGCUGACCUCAUACUGCCCACCUCAUACUGCCGACCUCAUACUGCCCACCACAUACUACUGACCUCAUACUGCUGACCUCACACUGCUGACCACAGACUGCUGACCUCAUACUGCCCACCACAUACUGCCGACCUCAUACUGCCCACCACAUACUGCUGACCUCACACUGCUGACCACAGACUGCUGACCUCACACUGCCGACCUCAUACUGCUGACCGCACACUGCUGACCACAGACUGCUGAUCUCACACUGCCGACCUCACACUGCCGACCUCACACUGCCGACCUCAUACUGCUGACCGCACACUGCUGACCACAGACUGCCGACCUCACACUGCCGACCUCACACUGCCGACCACAGACUGCCGACCUCACACUGCCGACCUCACACUGCUGACCUCACACUGCCGACCUCAUACUGCUGACCACAUACUGCCGACCACAUACUGCCCACCACUUACAGCUGACCUCAUACUGCCGACCACAGACUGCCGACCUCACACUGCCGACCACAGACUGCCGAUCUCACACUGCCGAUCUCACACUGCCGACCACAGACUGCCGAUCUCAUACUGCCGACCACAGACUGCCGACCUCACACUGCCGACCACACACUGCCGACCUCACACUGCUGACCUCAUAUCGCUGACCUCACACCGCUGACCUCAUGAAUUGACCCUUUGCUAACCAGCUGAGCUAGCAAAAAAUGUAACAAAUUAAAAAUGUUGAAUCUCAAAAUACUCCGAAAGGCUCUGCAUUUCAGGAAUCACAGUAGCAAGUACACCUGGUGCCCUGUCAAAUAUUUGUUUUUAAAGAAAACUCAGUUUUUGCCAUAGCCCUCACUGGCUUUCAUGCGAUUUAAAGUUGAGCUUGUUCUAUGUGUCAGGCUGGACGACAGUUGCUAUCCAUUGGACCUACUCGGACUUAAUGAAGGGUCAAUGGUGACUUGAACGAUUUAUGCGUAGUUGGGCCAGGAUAGGAGGUGUGCCUUUAGGUUUCCAAGAGUGUCAACAAUGCACAGCAUCAAAAGUCAAGUCUCAUCUCUCUCUCAUCUCUCUAUCUCUCUCUAUCUCUCGCUAUUUCUCUCUAUCUCACUCUGUGUCUCUGUCUCUCUUUCUCUCUCAUUCUCUCUCUCUCCCUCUGUUUCUUUCUCUCUCUCCCGUUCUCUUUCUCAUGGUCUAAAUGCUAGCCCAUUAGGAGAGGAGUAUGUAGCUCAUGUCUCUACAUGUUCAGCUUCCUACCAGUCAGAUGGCUGAAGGUCAGUCCUCACAUAUACACAUGCACACUCCCACACAAUUGUUUUAACAUCAGGUAGCAGAACACAGUAAGACUGAACCAUAUGAUGAAAAUGGACUAGCAGUUUUCUCAUUGGUUGGUCCUGUUCCUGUCUGCUUUCUCAUUGGUUGGUCCUGUUCCUGUAUGUCUUCUCAUUGGUUGGUCCUGUUCCUGUCUGUUUUCUCAUUGGUUGGUCCUGUUCCUGUAUGUCUUCUCAUUGGUUGAUCCUAUGUAUCUCUAUCCAACGCUGUCAGAUGUGGGCCCAGGAAGUCUCUCAGGCAGAGAUGGAGCUGAGGAUCUCUCAGUCUGUGUUUGGCCGACAGUCAGAGAUCACCAGACUACUGCUGGAGGGAAUCAACACUACACAUGCUGCCCAUUUGAGAAGUCUGCCUGACUUUGUAGAAGCCCAGGGUAGCUACUACGCUCAGUGUUACCAGCUCACACAGGACCUACACACCCAACUGGCCAGGGGAAGAGUAGCUGAUGGUUUUCCAGCGGCUAAUAGGGAUCCUAAUAUAUACCCCCCCCCCAAAAGAACCCCUGGAGGCCAGACUGAGCACCAGUGAGAGAGAGCUGACCACCCCUAGGAAUGAUGUUCAGGAACUGAAGAGACAGAACACAGACCAAAAGGUAGCUUUCUCUGCUGGUUUCACUGAUUCAGGAGCUGUAGGCCCAUUCAAUACUGAAACCACACUGGUAUACUCCAGAGUCAUCACCAACAUCGGCAAGGCCUACAGCCCGAUUACAGGUGCCUUCACAGUACCAGUGGGAGGAGUCUACUACAUCAGAUUCACCGCUGCUCAUACUGGGAGUUCAGAGUUCAUGGGUAUAUCCAGGUCCAAGAAUGGGCAGAGCAUCAUGUACAGCCCUGGGAAUAAUGCUGGAGGUUAUGAGACACUGUCUGAUGGACUCAGCCUUGAGCUAGAGGAAGGGGAUGUGGUGUACAUGGGUCUCUCUUUAGGGAACAGGCUCGUUGAUAGCAGAGUAAAUCACAACACCUUCAGUGGCUUCCUGCUCUUCUCUGUGUGAGAACAUCAUGGAUGCUGUAAUGGUCUAAUGUGAGUCAAAAUGGCUCCUCUUACU
Salmo salar (Atlantic salmon) is the source of this 3170-nucleotide messenger RNA. The record is from RefSeq and is a predicted model, not a curated record. Lineage: Eukaryota; Metazoa; Chordata; Actinopteri; Salmoniformes; Salmonidae.